GUCGCUCAGCAACCAGGAAGUAAAGUGUCCGGGUCAGCGAGCGUGCGAGAGAGGCAGGAAAUAUCUGUUAAAUUACCCCCAAAAAAUCAAAAACAAAUCUACAUUUCAGCAGGCUUUCCAGGAACCUGGCGAAGGUUUAUACCUGCCUUACUUCGUCACAUUUAAUUUCUCUUCGCGUCCCUGUCAACGGAGCACUGCCCCCAACGGUCACCUGUUACAGUGACACCACACGUCUUCGAUUAUGGUGGAUGUCACGCUGGCUGAAGUGGGAAAUAAUCUGAGUGAAGCCAUAAAAAUCCUCGGAGAUGGACAGAGGGAGCUGGAGGCUGGAGCAGAGAUGCAGCAUAUCAGUAGAAACUGUAUCCCUGGACCCCUGCAGGGAGAGGGUCAGGAAGUUGCCUCUAUUCUUCAUCUUGUUCACAACCUGAUACAUGACGAGGAGGAAGAAGACAAGCCCAGCCAGCUUCGGAUGCAGAAUGUGGGUGAACAAGGUCAAAUGGCACUGCUGGGUCCCAGCCUUGCGGCCUACAUCUCAGUGCUGGAUAGACAGCGACUCCGUAAACUAACCACUCGGAUUCUCUCAGACACCAUGCUGUGGCUCUGCCGACUCUUCAGGUAUGAGAAUGGAUCGGCCUACUUCCACGAGUAUGACAGCGAAGGCCUGGUGAAGGUCUGUCGCCUGGUCAUCAACGGCCGCUACGAAGAUUACGCUACUGAAGGCUACACAGUUCUGAGCUCCAAACAGCCAGUCAUCUACCAGAGCGCUUCCUGCAGGUCCUGUCUGGGUCAGCACCUCUGCAGCCAGCUUGGCUUGCCUCUCUCCAGUUUGUGCACGGUGCCAUGCAACACCAUCUUUGGAUCCCAGCACCAAAUGGAUGUUGCCCUGUUGGAAAAACUGAUCAAAGAAGAUACGGAAGCCGGGAAGCUUCCUUUGCUGUUGAUAGCUAAUGCAGGUACUCCUGGAGCAGGCCACACAGACAAGCUGAGUCGCCUAAGAGACGUGUGUGAUCAGUACAACCUAUGGCUUCAUGUGGAAGGGGUCAACCUUGCGACCUUGGUCCUGGAUCAGGUCAGCUCUUCUAUAAAGGCAGCCACCAGAAGUGACAGUAUGACGCUGGCCCUGGGUCAGUGGCUGGGCCUGCCUGCUGUCACCUCCGUCACCCUCUACAGACACGAGGACCCCGCACUGUCCCUGGCAGCAGGUCUGACCUCCAGCCAGCCCGCGGAGAAGCUCCGGGCCUUGCCCCUCUGGCUGUCCCUGCAGCACCUCGGCCACAACGGAAUAGUGCAGAAGAUCAGACACGCCACAGCUCUGAGUCAGCAGCUCCUGCUGAAGCUGAAAUCUGUGGGGUCCGUCAUGACUUUGGUGGAAGAUGAACUGAAUUGUUCCGUAGUGCUGUUUAAGUUUUCCCCAGACCUGAAUGCAGGGUCAAGUUGGGGUUCAGCGGAUCUCUUAAGUGCCAAAGAGAAAGAAGUGAUUGAUACCUUCAACCGAUGGUUGGGUGGACAGCUGUCUCAGCUGGUUCCCACCAGCGGAGUAGACGUGUUGGAGCUGGAGGACGAAGGCACGUGCGUUCGCUUCAGCCCCCUCUUGACAGCUUCAGUUCUGUGGACCCAGGAAGAGGAUGUUGAGAAACUGGUGCAGAACCUUGUGGAGCUGGCGUCUGUUCUGAGCUCCACCAUGGGGUUGAGACAGACCUUCAGAGAGGAGAUUCACCGCCAUUCCCCCUCACUGAGAUACAUAGAAGACCUCAGCCUGCCGGGUCUGGGAGCUGUCCGGUACGAACUGCAGGCUGGAGAACUGGAUGAGAGUAGAAGAAAACAGGAGCUGGAGAAAAUUAACAGUGAGCUGCUUAAAAAACUACAAGACCUUGACACUGGCAUCAUUUUCUCUCCAGGCCCAGAGCUUGUGGCAGAAGGCAACUGCAUCUUCGUGGGCAUGGUGACUGAGGACAUUGACAUCCCAGAGCUAGUGCAGACAAUCGCUGCCCUGGGGAAGGAUAUCGAGGAAAGUGGAAGGCUUUUGGAGAACAUGACUGAGGUCGUGAAGAAAGGAAUAAUCGAAGCAGAACUGCAGCUGCAGAAAGCCAAUGAGGAGAAACUCUUGGAUGAGGGGAUGCUGAGACAGCUUCCUGUGGUUGGCUCCAUGUUAAAUUGGUUCUCUCCAGUUCAAAGCUCCAUAAAGGGAAGAACUUUCAACCUGGCCGCAGGUUCCCUGGAUUCCACAGAGGGGACAUAUUCCACCAGGGUCCAAGCAGGAAGACCGUCGCUGCAGGAAACUCCCCCCACUGGUUCAAAGAGACUGUCAGGUCAGAAGAUGUUUCAGCGCCGGCGGGCGAGCUCAGACUCCACAACUGAAGCCAGCGCAUUCAGACAAACUGAGGAGACAACCAGGGAGGAGAGCAGCUCCGUCGGCAGUGACGUCCAGCCUUCCACCUCUCCCACGGUGCUGGAGAACAUCCAGGGGACCUCAGGGCAGGGGACCUCAGGGCAGGGGACCUCAGGGCAGGGGACCUCAGGGCAGGGGACCUCAGGGCAGGGGACCUCAGGGCAGGGGACCUCAGAGCAGGGGACCUCAGAGCAGGUGGGGGCUGAGGAGCCCUCGGAGGACCACGAGGGGGAGCACAGCGGGAGCUAGACCCUCUGCUCGUGUCCUCCACCCAUCCUUGAAAUGUAGACAGCCUUACAGGAGGAGAGUGUCGCCGUCCAUUGUGAAUAUAAAUAACCAGACCAAUCUUUUUGUUUCAGUCUUGUCUGUCUCAGGACAUCAACAGUAACGGGAACCUUUUCCCUUCGAGAUUUUUACCCAGAGAACUAAAUUCAGUGCACAUUUACUUGGUUUUAUUAAUAAUACAGUUCCUCCCCCCUGAGGGAGGGAUUUGACUCAUUCAGACUGAGGAGGGUUUCCUCCCAUAUCUACGGUUGAUCAGCUGCUCUAAAAACCAGAUGAGAGCAGCUCAUUUCUGUGUGUAUUUAGAUGUAAGUGUGUCGGUAAGAGAAGAGUUCCAGGUGCACUGCCUUGUGAUGACGAGUAUAGUUCUGCUGUCCAACUGCACUAAAGAAACGGACAAUUUAGAGUUUAGUCAGGCAGCUCAACAAUAAAGUAAUUGCCAUUGCAAUGAAUGUUCACUUUAUUCAAAAAAAUGAUAGCAAUCAUUUGCUUCUGAAUCUCACUUCAUGCAUGACUCAGCCCAGAGAGACCGUGAUGUCACCUUGGAGUUAGAGUGGGUGCUCGGUGGCCCCCCUGGUUGAGUAGGUGCCCCCCUGGCUGAGUAGGUGCCCCCCUGGUUGAGUAGGUGCUCCCCUGGUUGAGUAGGUGCCCCCCUGGCUGAAUAGGUGUCCCCCUGGUUGAGUAGGUGCCCCCCUGGCUGAAUAGGUGCCCCCCUGGCUGAAUAGGUGUCCCCCUGGUUGAGUAGGUGCCCCCCUGGUUGAGUAGGUGCUCCCCUGGCGGAGUAGGUGCUCCCCUGGCUGAAUAGGUGUCCCCCUGGUUGAGUAGGUGCCCCCCUGGCUGAGUAGGUGCCCCCCUGGUUGAGUAGGUGCCCCCCUGGUGGAGUAGGUGCCCCCCUGGCUGAGUAGUUGCCCCCCUGGUGGAGUAGGUGCCCCCCUGGUGGAGUAGGUGCCCCCCUGGUGGAGUAGGUGCCCCCCUGGUGGAGUAGGGGCCCAGGGCCAGUGUCUUCAUGCAGCAUAUCCAGGCUCCGCCCCCAAGAGGGCUCAAUGACUUUUGUUGUUUUUCAUUAUAUAAUUGACUUUAGGGGAUGAUUUUAACUGAACUGAUUAUAAUUCCUGUCUGAAGAGGGGGGUCAUCUACAUAGAAGACUACUUUAAAAUGUUAGAAUUUCAAUUUUAGGAUAAUUAGCCAAAUAACAAAAUACAAGACUGUUUGUCAAUAGAAAAGCAAACAACUUGAUAUACGUUUAAAAAGCUUCAAAACACAUAUUUAUUUGAUGAAUAAGUAACAAGUUGUAAUAAUAAUAUUAUAAUAAAUUGCCAUUUUGGAAUGAAAAGAAGAGUGUGUUCAAGAUAGUUGUCACUUUAAUAAUUGUUUUAUAAUUGUUAAGACUGUUAUUGACCUUAUACUUUUAAAAGAGGAGACGUCAAUAAAGAGGCGCUUGAUGACAGUCACAUUAUUUCACACUACAGAAUAGAGAAAAGGAAGUUGUUUUAUAAUUGGGUCCAUGAAAGCAGGCUGUGUGCUACUACAUCUUUAAACUUAAACACCUGAUUUCAAGUAGUCUGCUGCACGAUUACAACAGUUAGAACGUCCGUUUAUCUUAUGGGAGGACCAGUUUGACUUAAAGGGGACCUAUUAUGAAAAACAGGUUUUCUCUUGCUUUAACAUGUAUAAAAUGGUCUCCCCUCAGCCUGCCAACUCAGAGAAAAAGGAAAAGCAACCAAAUUCUGCCGGGUGAGCCGUCCAGUGUCUACUCCCUUUCAUUACGUAACCAAAAUGCGAUUUACAUCGGUUGGCCUCCGAUGCGUGAAACCAAGCCCACAACUAACUCUAGCCCGGAACAACAACAACUAACUCCGCCGGCCGGAGCUUCCGCCAUUUGUAUCACGUCAUUCAGGCAGCCAAUCAGCACAGAGCCUCAUUAUCAUAGCCCCGCCCACUCAGAAUCCCGCAUAGAUAAUGAGGUUAGAGAAUGGGAAGAUAAAGACAUGGCUCAGAGGCUGAAUUUCUAAUUUAUUUAGCAAAAACAAUCAAAAGCUUGUUUUUAAGACAUUCAAGGCCUGUUUUAAAAUAGGUAUUAGAUGCCAUAAUAGGUCCCCUUUAAUUUUAAUCUAAUAAUGAAACUAACAUUGAGUGGUUAUUCUGAAAUAUACCACAUCCUGCAAGACAAAACAGUCGCACUAAUAAUCUGUCAUGACGAACGUGAGCUUUGUGAGGGGAAAUGACAACUUUAAUUGCCCUUUCCAAUAACUUCUGAUCAGUGUGACGUCAAGGUUUCCAUUUUUCUUUGAAUGUAUGUUUGGACCCGGGCAGCAUUGACUCAUAUUCACUGGAUAAGAGAAAUGUAUUAUUUGUUUUGUUAAAAAAAAGUCCAUAUAUAUGUAUUAUUUAAGCUUGGUUUGGAGUUUUAUUUUGCUUUCCUAUAGCGUUGAAGUCAUGUUUACGCCAUUAUCAAGGUUUUUUUUCUUUCUGCCACAGCUUGUCACUAUGAGCAUGUGCACUUUAUUGAGACUCGUUACAAUGCUCUGUGUCCAUGACUUCCAAGAGUGGGAAUCCCACCGGCACAACUUCAACAAUCCAUUUAGAAAAUAUUCCACAUCUCCAGAGGCAAGGUCACCAAUUUUAAGGUGUCUAGAAGAUCGACAACUCAAAGUUCAGCUUGUUAAACAUCCUUUUCUAUUGUGGUGCACAAUGGCCGUCCUGGGGCCGUACGUCCCCUCAGUGUCGGACGCUGGCUGCAUGGUUGUCAAACUUUCACUCUCUUACCGUGUUGUACGAUAGCUCUGCAUCUAUCAGGGGUCACUUUUAUUGCUGAUCAUUUAGUGCUUACUCUCAUGUUGGUGAAACAUCCCACUGGAGGAAAAUCUAUUGAAAUGAAGAACAGAAACAGACUUGUUUUGAAGAUAAAUUAAUUUAAAUAUGCAUUAAAUCUAAGCUGUAACACAGUGCGAAUGAAGCUAAUGCCAUAAUUGCACUUCUUCUGUCCAUCUCUUAACUACUGUACUGGUUUAAACUUCUUCUGUUUUUUUUUUCUUUCAUGUUAUAUUAGUCCAAAAAUAAAUCAAUAACCUUUUUAGAAAAUGUUUUUAUAUGAUGGUACUGUCUCAAUAUUUGACAAUAUUGACUGAUUCUUUUUUUUUCUUUUCAUUAAAGUCCU
Cololabis saira (Pacific saury) is the source of this 5828-nucleotide messenger RNA. RefSeq names its product pyridoxal-dependent decarboxylase domain containing 1 (gene pdxdc1). Gene Ontology annotation, molecular function: pyridoxal phosphate binding; carbon-carbon lyase activity. The record is from RefSeq and is a predicted model, not a curated record. Bases 242 to 2638 code for a protein of 798 amino acids. Lineage: Eukaryota; Metazoa; Chordata; Actinopteri; Beloniformes; Belonidae. Gene Ontology annotation, biological process: carboxylic acid metabolic process. The transcript is spliced from 24 exons. Gene Ontology annotation, cellular component: intracellular membrane-bounded organelle.